CCGCCGGCCGCGCGCCGUGUGGUGGCCGUUCCCGUUCCGUUUCGUCUCCCCAGGAGCGAGCCGAAGCUUCUGGAACGUUCCGUCCGGGGCGAGAUGGUCGUGCUGCACGUGAAGUCGGCGGUUCCCGCCUCCCCGUCGCAGGACGGGGACGAGGAGACGGAGUUCCUGUACGAGUGCGCCGCCUCCGCGGCCGUGGCGGACGUCGCGGCCGCCCUCGCCGCGCUCGCGGGCCUCCAGGCCGCCCUCCUCUCCCUCUGCCGCCGCAUCCAAGCGAGGUGCGCGGGUGCUGGUGCUGGUGCUGGUGCGACGGGCGAGCUCGAGAGGGCGCUGGACGAGGCCGAGGCCUACGCUUCCAAGGAGCAAGUGCAGCGUAACAGAUUCCUGUCCCCUCGUGCUCUAAGGGAACAUAUCAAGAACAUUGAGAAGAAAUGUGCUACUGCUCUACACGAACCUCUGGAGGCAUUGCCUCUGCAAGGGUCAUCAUCAGACAACAAGCAUGAGAGAAAACAGAUUUGGUGGGCUGGGAAAGAGCUAGCCAUGGACCAGAAGCUAUCCGACUAUAUCGGUGUUAAUGAUAAAACCAAGAUUGUCGUCAGGCUAACUCAAGCUCGUGAUGAGCGUUGAUUGUGCUCCUACCUCUUCAUUGAUAUCGUAGAGUUAGCUUCCUCUUGGAUUGUAAUAGGAUAUGGAAACUGUCCCUCAGUCCCUGUAAGACAUUUUUAAUUCCCUUGAGCCACAUUCUUUUCACCUGUAUUAACUGACAAUAGGUGUAAGUGUUUGACUUCUUAUACCAAUUGCUUGUACAAUAUAUCCUCACAGAGGUUUACUUCCUUUUGGGUGUUAUGUGCCAGUUAUCCCCAUUUAAUAAGAUGGUAUAAAUUUUACAUGA
Molecule: messenger RNA, 889 nt
Organism: Sorghum bicolor (sorghum)
Lineage: Eukaryota; Viridiplantae; Streptophyta; Magnoliopsida; Poales; Poaceae
Product: UPF0769 protein C21orf59 homolog
Exons: 5
Coding region: 94-624 (176 amino acids)
Biological process (GO): regulation of cilium movement
Source: RefSeq, a predicted model, not a curated record